Molecule: messenger RNA, 651 nt
Organism: Manihot esculenta (cassava)
Lineage: Eukaryota; Viridiplantae; Streptophyta; Magnoliopsida; Malpighiales; Euphorbiaceae
Exons: 2
Coding region: 1-651 (216 amino acids)
Source: RefSeq, a predicted model, not a curated record
AUGCAUGAGACUAAUAAUUAUUAUUUCUGCAUUUUUAGAUAUAAUUCCUCCAUAAGUAAUAAUCUGUCACUACGUAGCAUACUUGAUGCUAACAAAUUAACUGGAACGAACUUCUUGGACUGGUAUCGCAAUUUGAGAAUUAUUCUUAAGCAAGAAAAGAGGUUGUAUGUUAUUGAUCAAGUCGUACCUGAUGUUCCUAAUGAGAAUGCUAGUGAUGCUGUCAAGAAUAAGUACAAUCGUUAUAUUGAUGAUAAUAUGCAAGCUGCAUAUGUGAUAUUAGCUAGCAUGAGUUCUGAGCUUCAGAAACAAUAUGAGAACAUAGAUGCUCACACUAUUAUAUUUCACGUUUUAUCAUGGACCAAUGAGUUCAAUAUUGACUUGGUCUUGCAAUUAUUGCCACCUAGCUAUGCUCAAUUUAUCAUGAAUUUUAACAUGCAUAAACUAGAUGUUGAACUACCUGAGUUGAUGAAUAUACUUGUAACUGCUAAGAAAUCCCUUAAGAAGGAAAAAGUAUCAGUUCUUCUAGUUUAUUCUUCUAAGGCUAAAAAAAAAGAAGCUCAAGAAGAAGUAGCAGAUAUAGUACUGAAGCCCACUGGAGGUAUCAAGAAAGAUGAGGGUACUUGCCAUCAUUGUGGCAGAGAAGGUUACUAA